CUCGAGACAUAUGCCCCCGCCGUUGCCGCCGCUCGCCGCGGCUCCUGCCUGCGCGCGCACUCUGGCCGAGCUCCUAGUCGCACUCUCAGCCGCCCGCGCGCUCCCCAAGGGCCAGCAGCUUCAUGGCCACCUUCUCAAGGGCGGCCAUCUCCCUGCCGUCGCCUCCUCACACGCGCUGCUCGCCCACCACCUCCUCACCUUCUACGCCCGCUGCUCGCUCCCCGAGCUUUCUCUCCGCGCCUUCCUCGACCUCCCCGCUUCCCCCUCCCCCGCCGCAUGGUCCUCUCUCAUAUCCUCCUUCGCCCAGAACGGCCUCCCCGCCGCAGCCUUUGACGCCUUCCGCCGCAUGCUCGCGGCCGGGGUCCCCGCCACCGACCGCUCCAUCCCCCCCGCCGCCAAGGCCGUCGCAGCUGCCGCAGACUCCUCGCGCCCUCCGCUUGCCCCGCACGCCCUCCAUGGCCUUGCCUCCAAGACGCCGUUCGCUGGCGACGUGUUUGUGGGGUCGGCGGUUCUUGACAUGUAUGCCAAGUGCGGGAACCUUUCGGACGCCCGCCGGGUGUUCGACGAAAUGCCGGAGCGGAAUGUUGUCUCGUGGUCUGCACUCAUUGGUGGCUAUGCUGAUGCCGGGAUGCAUCCUGCAGCACUCUGCAUCUUCCGCUCGGCACUGGAGGAGGCUGUGCAGGUCAAUGACUUCACGGUUUCGUGCAUUGUUCGUGUGUGUGCUGCAGCCACACUCUUUGAGCUCGGGGCUCAGGUGCAUGCCCGGUCUAUAAAGACAGCGCUUGAUGCAUCACCGUUUGUGGGCAGCUCGCUUGUUUCUCUGUACUCCAAGUGUGGCCUUGUGGAUUGUGCUUACCGGGUUUUUAGUGCAGCACCUGAGAGAAACCUUGGGAUUUGGAACGCAGUGCUCAUUGCAUCUGCGCAGCAUGGCCAUACUUCCACAGCAUUUGAACGUUUCACAAAGAUGCAGCAUGCUGGGUUCCGUCCUAACUUCAUUACCUUCCUGUGUUUGCUCACAGCAUGUAGCCACGCUGGUCUUGUCAAUGAGGGGAAGCGAUAUUUUUCCCUCAUGAAAGAAUAUAGAAUUGAACCGGAGGUUGAACAUUAUGCUGCAAUGGUUGACCUACUUGGUCGUGUAGGACGUAUAACUGAAGCACUGGACCUUAUUGAGUCGAUGCCCAUGGAACCACCUGACUCUGUUUGGGGUGCACUCCUAAUGGCAUGUCGCAUGUUCAAGGAUGCAGACACUGCGGCAAUUGCUGCAAAGAGGCUAUUUGAGACAGGGUCUCGCAGCUCUGGUGCACACAUGCUCUUGUCAAGCACAUAUGCAGCUGCAGGAAGGCAUGUUGAUGCAGCACUUGCAAGGAAGGCAAUGCGUGAUGCAGGUAUACGGAAAGAGACUGGCCUUAGCUGGCUUGAAGCUGCAGGGGAGGUGCAUACCUUUGUGUCAAAUUGCAGGAGACAUCCAAGAAGCAACGAAAUUUAUAAUGUGCUGGAAAAAGUUGGUGAGAAAAUGGCGGUGGCUGGUUAUGUGGCAGACACUAGUGCAGUGGUUAAGGAUGUGGACAGAGAUGAGAAGUGCGCAUCACUGGGGUAUCAUAGCGAAAGGCUAGCAAUAGCGUUAGGGCUCUUGAUUGUUCCGGAAGGUGUGCCAAUCCGAGUUAUGAAGAACUUAAGAGUGUGUGAUGAUUGUCACAAUGCAGUUAAGUAUCUCAGUAAGUGUACAGGAAGAGUUGUGGUUCUCAGGGAUAACCGUCGAUUCCACCGUUUUGAAGAUGGGUUGUGCUCUUGUGGGGAUUUCUGGUGAUCUACACCAUUCUCUUUCCUAUUGCCCUUAUUCGGCAGUUUGGCUCACAUGGAUUCAUCGAUUGUGUCUUUCACUUAAAGUACAGUUCUUAGAUAAAUGGAUCCAUGUGAACUCAGAAGCUGAUACGAAUCAUAAAGUUUAUUAUGGCAUAAUAGUGAGGUGAUGGAUUCGAUUUUAGGGCUGCUUGGAAAUUUUGCAAGAAGUCUGGUCACUUAGGAUGAAACAGUUCUUGGAUAUGGAAGAUGGCCACAUAAUGGUGCAAUAUAUUCAGGGUCAACAUGACUCCGUGGCCUUCUUAUUUGCAGUAUUCAUACAAUGUACCAUGGAUCCACUGGAACAUAGCAUUUUUUGUAGAAUAGUUAGAGAAGAACUCAUGAUAUCAUCUUAUGAGCUAUGGCAUCAUACUGUAGUGCAUAUUUCUUUCACAUGAGCAUAACCAUAGCCCUCAGAGAGCGAUGUAACAUUUAGUUGCGCUUGUUUAUUCCAUUUUAUCCGGGAGAAGAUCAAAAUGGGCCAGUAAACACAUUAUUAUGCAUAUCUCUCCACUGUUGUGAAAUUGAUCGCUUCAUGCUUUGGCAGAUCCA
Molecule: messenger RNA, 2391 nt
Organism: Hordeum vulgare subsp. vulgare (domesticated barley)
Lineage: Eukaryota; Viridiplantae; Streptophyta; Magnoliopsida; Poales; Poaceae
Product: putative pentatricopeptide repeat-containing protein At5g52630
Exons: 1
Coding region: 11-1807 (598 amino acids)
Biological process (GO): RNA modification
Molecular function (GO): RNA binding; zinc ion binding; protein binding
Source: RefSeq, a predicted model, not a curated record